GCUCUUCCUCCGCAUCGACACCAGCCAGCUAUGCGGCUCGUCGUGUGUGUUGCCCGUCUUGAGUGGUUUCCUGGUACCCACCACCCUUUCGUCAUGCGCCUGUCCAUCCCACGUUUUUGGCGCUGUAUAAACUGCCAAAUCCGAUAGCCAGGUCUUCAAUUGUACCUUUGCUCCCGCUCCAGUCUCUAAUUGUACCCAUUACGUUAGAAGUCUCCCAUGUCUGUUUCUUUUUGACUGUUAUACCAUCCCAUUUCUUCUUUUUCCUUCUCUCGUCUACAUCCACAUCCACACCUACGCCCACUUUCUUCUAGUUGAUCCAGAAGAAAGCUUCUUUCAGCCUCGCAGUCUACUCACAUUACCAUCAACACAACUCUUCUAUAUCAUCAUCUCAACCAGAGCAACUGCAUCAUGGCAGCUGUACUUCCCCAAACAACUGCUGGCAGCUUACUGGGUCGUCGCCGCGUUAGCAACCCCCAGUUCAAUCCUAGCAUGGUAUCAUAUAUGCCAUCUUACGACAUGGGUCUCAAGAAUCCAAUGGCACAACAAGGCCAACAUCAGAUGCCAACCUCUCACUUCAUUCCAAUUCAAACGGGGUCCGAGAUGGACGUGAUGAUGGACAUGAACGCAUACUCACAGCCUAGCAUGGUGCCCAACGCCAUGGCGUAUCACAACACAAUGCCUAUGGAUCACUCAUUUACGAAUUUCAACAUGGCCAACUCAUAUAAUGGAAGCAUGCAGGUUGUGCCUCUCGAAUCCAUCCCUCAAUGGCAGACCUACGAUCACAUGGCAAUGCAACAACCUCCAGUCAACAUGUCACAUAUGAGAAGCGAGAGUCAGUCAAGCAUUGAAAGCUGUCCUCCUUUGAUCAAGUCCGAGGACGAGCAGUCUCCUGUUCUCCACAACCAAGUCUUCUUCAACACGCCCGCGUACUCCUCUAUGCAAGCCGACACCUCGAGCUCAGUCGGAUCCGACGACAUCCCAAUCACGGCCUCUUCUACCGACAUUGAUGCAUUGAUGAAGGCCAUCCAGUCGAAAGUCACCAACGGAGCAGAGCAAACGACCAAGCCAAUCCCUCGGGAACAGUACGCAGAAGCUUCAAGCCCACCCAAACCCAGAAAGAGGUACCAAUGUUCAAUUCCGGACUGCAACAAGUCAUUCUACCAGAAGACACACCUCGAAAUCCACACACGAGCACACACUGGUGUCAAGCCUUUCGUCUGCAAGGAACCCAGCUGUGGCCAGCGCUUCUCACAACUCGGAAACCUCAAGACACAUGAGCGUCGUCAUACCGGCGAACGUCCAUACAGCUGCGAGCUUUGCGGCAAGACAUUCGCUCAACGUGGCAACGUAAGAGCACACAAGAUUGUACACACAGCAGCAAAGCCCUUCACAUGCCGUCUUGACGACUGCAACAAGCAGUUCACUCAACUCGGUAACCUCAAGAGUCAUCAGAACAAGUUCCACCAAGAGACCAUCCGCAGACUCCGCCAGACUUUCGAGAACCUACACGAAGGCGAUCAUGUCAGCUCUUGGGAGAAGGUCAUGUGGGAAUACUUCACUAGCCUUUACAAGAACUGCAACAAGGGUAUCAAAGGCAGAGGCAAGGACCGUCGCAUCAGCACUACCGGCCUUGGCCUCAAGUACGAAGAUGAGGACCUUGACGACAGGCGUAGCAGCUACGCAAGCGCCAGCUCAGCUUCCAGCGGUUACAGCAUGUCCAACGGCAUGGAUCACCUCAAUAUGGGCGUGCCAUCAUCGAUGCCAGAACAGCCAUCGUUCAACUCGCCCGUCUAUAUGAUGCCUCAGGACCAUCGCGCAUCCUUCUGAUCGCGUAUAGCCGCAAACGGCGCGCUACGAUGAUCCUUCCAACCACCUAUUCAUUUCAUCCACACCAGUAUGACGUUUACGAAUAUCGAUUAUUUCCUACUUAGCGGCUUUUUAUCACGAUGCGGCCGAAACUGGCAGUUUCUUUCGGCAUGCUUUUGCAACGGGUGUUAUAGAUCUGCUUUCAUCGGGCUUUUUUGACGUUUCUGGAAGCGCUUAUAGGCUGGGAGUUUGGAUGGACUCGUGUUUUUCGUUUGUGUCCAUUUGAGCGGCCUUCAUCAUGUUUCCUCUGUUUCUUGUACACUUGUAGAUAUCCAAACGAUCCUCUUACGAGAGGUGAAUUGUAUGACUAGUUUUACCAUCAUGAUCCUUGCACCAAAAGGUUACUGC
Messenger RNA from Aureobasidium subglaciale EXF-2481, 2214 nucleotides. RefSeq lists its product as uncharacterized. The record is from RefSeq and is a predicted model, not a curated record. The transcript has 2 exons. Gene Ontology annotation, biological process: regulation of transcription by RNA polymerase II. Lineage: Eukaryota; Fungi; Ascomycota; Dothideomycetes; Dothideales; Saccotheciaceae. Gene Ontology annotation, cellular component: nucleus. Gene Ontology annotation, molecular function: DNA-binding transcription factor activity, RNA polymerase II-specific; RNA polymerase II cis-regulatory region sequence-specific DNA binding. Bases 409 to 1827 code for a protein of 472 amino acids.